This is a messenger RNA of Coregonus sp. 'balchen', 29357 nucleotides long. The record is from the annotation of a GenBank genome assembly. NCBI's taxonomy places the organism in Eukaryota, Metazoa, Chordata, Actinopteri, Salmoniformes, Salmonidae.
AUGUCGACUACCGGGGAAGUCCCUGCCUUCUUCAAGAACAUGGGCUCGGGUAGCCCCAUGCCACGGCAGAAAUUCUGUGGCAUGUUCUGUCCAGUUGAAGGUUCUGGCGACAGCAAGACGUUGGAUUUUCAGUCACUGCCCGGGGGCAGUAGAAGGAGUGACGGACAGGUCAUUGACAGGCAGACGGACAUCUCCCAGCCAAGGGUCGAGAUACGGGAGAGCAGAGGAAAAUCAGCCCUGCAAAACCUGGAUGACAGGGUAAGAGCUGCAGAUUUUUGUGCUUUGUCACCCUUGAUGAAAUAAAAUAGAUGUAUUUCUUUCUUUCUUCUAUAUCAUUUAUGUAUGUCUGUCUGCCUCUCACAGAUAAAGCAUAAAUAAAUGAACACAGUCAUGCAGAAAGAGUUCACUGGGAUCUCUAGAAACUUCCCAAUCGGUAAAAAAAGUAAAGUCUCUUUCCAAACCAUUUAGCUAAUGCGUUUACUCAAUCAAUCAAUGCCAGUGCAAUUAAUUCUGCCGACCUCUUGAAUUACGUUCGAAACGUGAUAACCAUUAUUCUAAAUUAGGAAAAAUAGACACAAACCUGGUUAACAAUACAUUUAUAUUACACCAAAUUGCGGAUACAAAAUAUACACUUACAAAAAUACAUCUCCCAGUGUGCUUUAGCCUCAACAUGUUUACUGCUCAUUUUAACAUACAUUCUAGCCUAAUAAAAAUAUUCAGACAACAGCAGAGUAACACGACCAAAAUAUUAUAUUAUUAAUAUUAUUACCAUCAUCAAUUACAAUCAAUCAGGGAAUUAUUUUAAUUUACUAAUUUAAAAACAGAACAAUGGCCUGUGUACAAAAUGGGUGAAAUUGAUGAAACAGCACCGCGCAUGGUCAACUGGUAUAGUUUACACAUUUCGCCAGCUCCACACGUAAUCUGGUACCUUCAGAAUCGGCACCUCCUCCAGUAUUUCAUAGGAUACUGGGUUGCAACAUGCACUACCAGUUUCAUAAAAUUACUUGGUUAUUUAGCCAUUACUUACCAGGCCUAGAGAAUCAGGUUUCAUAGGCUAUUUAAUGUUAUUGAGGUAUGGAUCAUUGACUAUAGGGAAAGCAAAUCCAGAGCAAGGCUAGCACACAGCUGAUAUCCUUCAUAUCACUUUUAAACGGACUGGACAUUAUCAGGUGAAGUUUGCCUACAUUCCCCAUGAGGCUCUGUGAUGGGCUAUUUCUUCCUAUGCUGUGCUGGGUUGUGUAGCCAUCAGAGGGAGUAGUUCCUGUAGUUCCUAUUGUGAGCUGGUCCUGUUGCUGACUGAGAUUGAUGUUCAUAGGGUCCCUCUGCACUGGGUGUAGGCUAUAGGUUGGUAUAUGUGGGUGGGAAACACGCUCACAUACACAUGCACACACACACGGCUCUGACAGAUCAUCUCUUACUCAGUGGAGGCUCCUCAGAGGAGGAAGGGGAGGUCCAUCCUCAGUGAAUUUCAUAAAAAUAAAAAUAGUAAAACAUUGAAAAAGUAAACUAUACUAAAUAUAUUCACGUCAUAACAUAAUUGAUUAAAACACACUGUUUUGCAAUUAAGGUCUAAGGUAGCCUCAACAGCACUCUGUAGGGUAGCACCAUGGUGUAGCCGGAGGACAGCUAGCUUCCGUCCUCCUCCUGGUACAUUGAAGUUAAUACAAAACCUAUGAGGCUCUUGGUUCUCACCCCCUUCCAUGGACUUACACAGUAGUUAUGCCAACUUCCGGAGGAUGUCCUCCAACCUAUCAGAGCUCUUGCAGCAUGAACUGACAUGUUGUCCACCCAAUCAAAGGAUCAGAGAAUGAAUCUAGCACUGAAAGCAUAUGCUACAGCUAGCUAGCACUGCAGUGCAUAAAAUGUGGUGAGUAGUUGACUCAAAGAGAGAGAAAGACAAUAGUUGAACAGUUUUCAACAAAUUAAUUUCUUCAAAAAUGAAGGAGAAGCAAGAGAGAGAGAGAGAGAGAGAUUUCAUCUUUUUUUCACUUUCAGUUUCACUUACUUAGUUAGCAAAUGCAGCUGGCUAGUUUAGUUACUCAAACACCCAGCUCAAACAGAGGGAUGCUAUGUUAGCUAGCUGGCUAUGACUAACCAACACAACACUGUAACUCUUCCAAGUCAAGGUAAGCUUUUGGUUUUAUUAAUUUAUUGCCACCGGGGCCCGCAGGUGUAACUGCUUACUGACUAUACACUGUAACGUUACUGCAUGAUUGUAGAGGGUUUACUAAUGAAUUAGUUCUAUUAGCUAUGUUGACAAGGACAUUACUUUAGCUAAUAUGGGGACAACGAUGUAGGCUGUGUGUAGUGGUUAUGACAUGGUUUGGAAAGUGUUUCUCGCCUGGUCAUAUACAGCUGGUGUGUUGUUCAUUGAAGUCCACAAAUGAAGGGAGAAGGUGAGAUGAGGAGAGUGCAUAGAGGCUGCUAUGAAAGUGAACUGUGUUUAUGCAUGAUCAGGGGGGUAUUCAUUCCACCGAUUCUGUUGAAAAACAUUUCUUAAAUGGAACCAAACGAAACGGGGUUACAUUUACCAGAAUUUGUCCAAUAGAAACUCUUGUUUGCAACCCUUGGACUAAUGAUUACACCCUAGAUAAGAUAGAUGCAGGCAAGAUUGUGCAAGGCGGUACUGAAUGUGUCACUGUCUGUCCAUGUGUCACUGACUGUCAUCUGAAAUGUUUCUCUCGACCUGUGUGCACCUACGUUGUAAACUUUCAUUCAUAGGCUAGGUUGUAGCAACCUCAUGAUGGGUAUAGGGAAAAUGUGAGUAUCAUGUAGUAGCCUAAACCUAUCGAUGUUACAUUGAUCUGGGUGAAUGGAAUAUGAAUGACAGUCAUCCAACAUGCUGUAAUAGAAAUAAGGCCAUGCUCAUGAGAAAAAAAAAUCGUCCUCCCUCAUCAUAAACUACACUGACCGCCACUGCUCUUACUAUAAUGUAUAUUUUAUUACUCUUUACAAAUAUCCUCUGAUUUACCUUCCAUUUCCUGAGUAGUCUAACGCACUAAUUUCCCACAAUCUGAUACUUUUUUAUUAAUUUUGUAUAUAAUUUAGACCUAAAGUAUAGCUCUUUACAUUGUUGAUCUAUGAUUUUUGUAUGGUUAUGAUGAAGUUUUUAGGCCAAAUUCUUCAACGAUGACAUAACCAAAACAACUCAAGGAAAUAUGACCUCAUACCAUAGAGAAUCAAAAGCUAGACCGUGCACAUGCCGUGGAAUUUAUAUUCAGGGCAGGCAGUAGUGGUGUAGCUAGCUGGAGCCUACUACUGUACUGGAAAUGGCAUAGUGCCUGACUUCGCAAUGGAUCAGGGCGGGGCUCUGCGCAUGCACGUUGGGCUUAGUCCAGAGUAUCUGUCCCUCCCUCCCUCGGUGGCUGAGUCUGUCUGGCAAGGUUUGGUGCAUCGGCGGAGAACAGAAGAGUGGACGUGAUCUGGAGCUGCGAUUAUUUUCCUAGAUUCUGCGAGUGGUGGCCCCCCCUUUAGGACGCACAACUCCUUUUGGAAUUGUACCCACUUUUUGCUGCUAUUUUUCUCUGCCUAUUCCACACCGGCCUUAUCCAGCCGCAAACCGCACUAUUCUGAACAUCCAUUCCAUUGAUAGCGGUCCACUAAGUGCAGCAAGAACAGAACAGCGAAGAUGUCUGGGCAAGGCUAUCAGGGCAAGAAGAACAUUCCCCGCAUUACAGUGAGUUAGGAAAACAUGUAUUCAUUCCAUUGAACAAAAUGAACAUUGUGCAUGUAACUAACUAACCUACAAAAUGCGCCAUUCACUAGUCAGGCAAAGAUGUGGCAUUGCUGAAAUGAGGCUUGUGGUCUGUAGUUGAAUGCUCUCUCGGGUAAACCUACAGCUCAGAGGUGAAGGACCUGUUUGCAUCAGCUGUGAAAUGCAUUCUGCACGAGCCCUUGGUUAUAGGCCUUUAAUAAGGUGCUUAUAAAUAAAAUCGGGUCAACACACGUGAUCUUUCAGAGCAUCUAUCUCAAGGGCUCAUUUCAAUUGUCUUUAUUUGACAAAAUGUAAGCCUGUGGGUGACUGUCUACUUUUGCAUAAGCUAUGUCACAUGGCUCUUGUAAGACUAUCCUUGAAAUCCAUGUUGUCCGUGAAUCAAUUUCACGCGUAAAAGUCCGUCAGGUGCACGGCUGAGGUUUCGCGGUCGCGCAUUAUUACAUUUCCACGCGGAUGUUCUUUGUUAGGGAACGGUGUCUGGCCGGUUAUCACCGCUAGCCAACGGGUGGAGCAAAUGCAAUAGUUUUCUCGCAUCCGCCCAUCCGCUGCAAUGUCGGUUAAAUUUUUUAUUUAAAGGGGGUUUAGGGCAUGCAGGCCGUUAUUGUUGACGGAUUUUGUGUGGCUUUGCGUGAGGCAGCAGCCCUGUCUCUCCCCCACUGUCUCUCCCCCAGAUUAUCGCCGGGAGCCGGGAGAAAUCAUGACGAAUAGAGAAUAGCGGUAGGCCUAUAGGAUAAUGGAAAUAGAAGAAGAAUGGGAGAGGGGCGGCAGUGGCUCCAAUUUCCUUCCUCAUCUCUCAGCACAGUAAUGAAGGGAAAGGGGCAAAAACGAGACAAUAACUAUAGACUCCUGUCUUUCCAUAUUUAUAUCGCUGAACUGGAUCAUUUAUAGGUUUUCCUCUCUAAACCGCACUGGUCUAUGAACUCCUCAUGGUCACAAUAAACUACUGACCCUCAUGGGUCCCCACCCCACUGCAAUGAACCGAUGCUUGAGUACAUCGUUAUAAAACACGUGUAGGCCUACAUGUCAUAAAACCUACUUUUCCAUCUAAAAUAUGACCUAAAGAAAGAUCUUUAACAGUUUAAGGUUUUGGGGGUACAGUGCACCUCUCCUCAUUGUGUGUGCAUGAGCUUUUGUGUGGACAAAGAAAGCACUUUGAUGGGUUACUCCAGCAGGCUGUCAGGCUGGCUGAGUCUGACACAACUGGAGCAGGUUUGCCCUAAACUCCUGCCAUAUCCUACACCCUGCUUAUGUGGAUACUGCAUUACCCGGUGAAGGGAACAGGCCAGGCCUAACUCACUAAUGAUCUAUUCACACAGUCUCUCACACACACACACGUACACACACAGAGUCUUGUAUAACUAACCUUGUGGGGACACACAAUUCAGUCCCAUUCAAAAUCCUAACCCUUACCCGAAAACCUAACCCUAAACCUAACCCUAGCUCCUAACCCUAACCCUAACUCCUAACCCUAAAUUUAAUUGUAACACUAAUUCUAACCUUAACCCUAAAACCCUAGAAAUAGAAUUUGAUCUUGAGGGGACUAACAACAUGUCCCCAGUUGGUCAAAUAUUUGUUUGUUUACUAUUCUUGUGGGGACUUCUGGUCCCCACAAGUAUAGUUAAACAUGUCCACACACACACACACACGCACACAGUCAUGCUGCGGUGCUCAGGCCCCCAAGGCCCCCAACUGAGCAUGCUCCCUGCCUGUCCUCAUCCCUCUCUGAGCUCCUGUUGCUAAACUCAGCCGUUGCCCAACAUGAGGAUGACAGAAGGAAAGAGAGAAAGAAAAGAGGUACGUCUAAAGUGGCCCAUCUUUCAGACAGUAAGAGAUGAAAGAACAAAGUGGAGAGACAGCAGAGAAACAGGGGUGACUGAGAGUACAGUGCCAAGGGAGCAGCCGCAGUGUGUGUACGUGUGCCACACCCCUGUGGCAGAGAGCAGUGAGCACACUGUGUUGUCUGUCUGUCUCUCUGUCUUCUUAGAGACAGCCUCAGUCACAGACACGCUUAUGGAACCACACAAUCCCCUUAUAAUCCAACAAUCUCCUGCUUAUCCAGGUCGUCACUAUCCUUGUUUAUUUCAUUCAUUUACCCAUUAUCAUAACAUAGCCAUUGGUCAUAGGACCAGUGGCCAGGGCGUCACUGAGUCUAAUUGACUGUCAUAUCAACUGUUUCAAGGUAGAUUGAUGACCAUGUGUAUGAAUGUGUUUGCGUUUGUAUAUCAGCUGUGUGCACAGUCAAAGAGAAACUCUUUCAUUCAUUCUCAUCUUCUUGCUCCGGGCUUGGUUCUGUCUUCACCCAGUUCUGGAGUAGAUUCCACAAAGAGCCUAACUGUUACAGUGUUAGAUCAGAGGAUUAGGAGCCAUAGUAGCCCAAACAGUGAUUAAGCUAACUCUAAACUGAUAUAGAACGUAUACUCUGGACCAGGGAAAGAGACAGAGUAAGAAAAAAGUAGGGUGAAUCUAAUGUACUAAGCAACUCACUGUAUAACCAAACACAAAUGAUCACUAUAGAUACACACAAAGGAUGUAUGCUACUUUCUGUCUUGCAAGUUAAUCCAAUUGAGUAAUUAUUUUUAGAUUAUGACAUAAUUCGAUUUUAAUGUCCUUUUACCCACACACACACACACACACACACAAGCACACGCACACGUACGCACACAGUUGUAGAGAUUGGAAAGUCAAAGGGCUAACAAAGGACAGCAGGCAGGCUGCAGUACGAGGCUGUCGUCACCAGCUGGAGUGGUCAGCUGCAGACUGGGGAGCAGCACACCUCAGGCACGCCUCAUAAAAUAUGAAUCUCAUCCUAAAAUCACCACCUGGGACUGCCUUCAAAAGAUGACUCAUCCAAUUCUCUCAUGAAUAAGAUUAUCUUAAUUUACAGUCAGACACACACUCAAAGUUACAGUUGGAAAAGAAGGAAACCAAAUAGAUUUUUAGAUGUUUUUUUAUUAAAGGGGAGGACUGAAAUGGCUCCUGUAUAAAGAUGAUGGACUUAACUGCAGGAUGGACAUGUCAUGAAUACUUUACUGAGAGAGGUCUUCCUGUGGUUCCCAGGCUCUGGGGUCAAGAGUUCAGUACUCAGUGCGGUACAUGGUAUAGGCCGCCGUGGAUGCCUUUUUACCCAGAAGACCCUGCCUCUUCCUGUUAGAUCAGUCUCUCUAACUAAAGACAGUCCAGCCUGGCACUGCUCAUCUCCAGCCCGCCAUUCUCCUACAGUAAUCCCGCAAUGCACUGUGGCCCGGGGCAUUCCGUGUUCACACAUUACACAAAGCACACUCUUAGUUCUAAGGGCCACCUGCCAAGAAUGCUUUUUUCCCUUAUAUGCUGAGAGAUAUAAUCUAGGAUAUCCCCAUUCAUAAACCCUCCAGUUUGAGGUAGCAUGUAUUUAUGUCCACUUCAGCAGCUGGGCACAGGAAAAUAGGGGAAGGAAAGUAACUGAGAUGCAUGCAUGCAUACCUCAGCCUUAUGGUGCCCCAGUGCAACCUGGGAUUGUCAUUAUGGGGUAUUGUGUGUAGAUUGAUGAGGAACAUUUUUUAUUUAAUCCAUUUUAGAAUUAGGCUGUAACUUCUCAAAAUGUGGAAGAAGUCAAGGGGUUUGAAUACUUUCCAAAUGCACUGUAUAUCCUCUGGUGUGUUGAUGUUAAUGUGUUGAUGUUCUCUGUAUCCAUAGCCAAAAUGAUUUUGCAGUGCAUGGUGAUCAAACAGGUUUCCUGUUAUAUUCAUCAGAGGUAUAGGGAGGGUGAAGUCUGUGAAUCCCAAAAAUAGUAAUUAUACAAAACAUGCACACAACAGUAUUCAUACUUUGGUUUUUGGGAAAGUGUGAAUGAAAAAAAGUGUUUUGAUAAUGGUUUUCAUACACAUACCUUGUCCAUAAUGUAGAGGCCUAUGGGAUUCUCAUUGAAGAGGUAAGGGAGGAGGAUGGUACAUGUGAUCUGCAUAACAUACCAAUACCAAUUAACAUAUCUUUGUAUGCCUCCUCGUCUGUAUACAGACACAAAACUGAGCAGUUCAGUCAUCUACACCCAAUACAGCUAGCAUUCAACAUAUUCUUAUAGCAUACAUAUUCUUACCUCUUUGUUUAUUGAUAUCCAUUGAAUUGUGUCAAUUUUCUGUUUUAGAAAGAUUUGCACAAAUAUGAAAAGAUAGAUGGUAUCAUCAUAAAACUAUAUCAAUUAUAUAAGGGACCAACCUUACCUUAAAUUGAGGAAAUCUUUACAUUUAUCAGUUAAGUGCCUAAACCUGCUGUCCUUUCAAAUUAAAAUCCAAAUGUUUCAGUUGGGCUGUUAGGUUCCUGCAACAACCCCCAACUAAGGAGGUUCCUCGAUAAACCCCACCGCCUAUGGGGUUCUUGGAAGAACCUUUUGGGGGCAAUUUUCAGUGCCAAGAAUCCGAAGGUUCUUCUAAGAACUUUGAGGAUCUUAGAAGAACCCUUGUUGAACCCCAAAUGUUUGAGUGUAGUCUUUAAUCCAAGCCCUCUAUCACAUGAUACACUGGAUUGAUCUUCCACACAGUGUGGAAAGAGGACUGAUCAAUGCUACCUCACUCAGUCUCUCUCUCUGAUAUGCAGUACCUUUAACCUAUCCAGGCUCUAGUCUGGUGCUGGGCUUGUUAUUGGUUCAGAUCUGAUUUUGAGCAUAGGGAAAUUCUGAAAACUGCUUCUACGCUUAAUCUCAAUUGAAUAAGUUAUUAUUUGGGUAUUUUUGUUAACAAAUAUUUAUGGCCUGUAUUAGUUGGUCAGAGAUGAUUAAUGAACAUUGACCAACAACCAUAGGCAUAUUAUUUGAAUAAGUUUAAUGGAUACAUUUUUUUUGUUGAAACACUGUCCACAUCCUGUUUGUGUGUGGCUGGAACUGGUUCUUAUCCAGGGAAGGUCACUGUCAUGUUUGGCUCAGGUCCAGCAUAAUCAAAAAGAGAUGCUCUCCCACAACAUGAUGCCUGAUGGCCGUCAUAGGCCAAGCAAAUGGGGACUCUGACUUGCAAAUGCUUCUUUAAAUAUAUAUCUUUUUUAUACCUACAGUGAUCCUACAAUUCAAAAUCUAAUGGCUAAAUAAAACAUUUUAUGACCAUCUUAAAAUAAUUCCAUAUGUUAGCUUAAUAGAUAUUGCGAUCUAAGGGCUUAGACCUACAGGGGUUAAAAACAAGAAACCGCUAAGUAGGAUGAAAUAAGAAUAGGCAUGCACAUUUAUAUACUGAAAUACUCCACAGUAGAUUACAUUUGAAAGCACUUGACUGUUGUUAUCUUGGGACCACAUUUUUCCUGUAACUUUUCUUGCCAUUUUUGGUAAAGUAUGAGUAUCUAAAACCUGAAUUAUUGUUGUUAUGUCAUGAUGGCUGUCUUACACAUAUUUGUAUGAGUGUGUAUGAAUGGAUUUCAGUAAAGGCCUCCAGUUUAUAUGUCUAAUGGCAUGACAAAAAAAUUAUGUAAUGAUAGUCAAACACAUGACUCAGUUGUUCAGUGAAUAGUUGCCAAAACAGGAUGGAGUCUUGCCAGGCCCUGCAGCACAGCAGUCUACUCCACAUACAGUGGGGAGAACAAGUAUUUGAUACACUGCCGAUUUUGCAGGUUUUCCUACUUACAAAGCAUGUAGAGGUCUGUAAUUUCUAUCAUAGGUACACUUCAACUGUGAGAGACGUAAUCUAAAACAAAAAUCCAGAAAAUCACAUUGUAUGAUUUUUAAGUAAUUAAUUAGCAUUUUAUUGCAUGACAUAAGUAUUUGAUCACCUACCAACCAGUAAGAAUUCCAGCUCUCACAGACCUAUUAGUUUUUCUUUAAGAAGCCCUCCUGUUCUCCACUCAUUACCUGUAUUAACUGCACCUGUUUGAACUUGUUACCUGUAUAAAAGACACCUGUCCACACACUCAAUCAAACAGACUCCAACCUCUCCACAAUGGCCUAGACCAGAGAGCUGUGUAAGGACAUCAGGGAUAAAAUUGUAGACCUGCACAAGGCUGGUAUGGGCUACAGGACAAUAGGCAAGCAGCUUGGUGAGAAGGCAACAACUGUUGGCGCAAUUAUUAGAAAAUGGAAGAAGUUCAAGAUGACGGUCAAUCACCCUCGAACUGGGGCUCCAUGCAAGAUCUCACCUCGUGGGGCAUCAAUGAUCAUGAGGAAGGUGAGGGAUCAGCCCAGAACUACACGGCAGGACCUGGUCAAUGACCUGAAGAGAGCUGGGACCACAGUCUCAAAGAAAACCAUUAGUAACACACUACGCCGUCAUGGAUUAAAAUCCUGCAGCGCACGCAAGAUCCCCCUGCUCAAGCCAGCGCAUGUCCAGGCCCGUCUGAAGUUUGCCAAUGACCAUCUGGAUGAUCCAGAGGAGGAAUGGGAGAAGGUCAUGUGGUCUGAUGAGACAAAAAUAGAGCUUUUUGGUCUAAACUCCACUCGCCGUGUUUGGAGGAAGAAGAAGGAUGAGUACAACCCCAAGAACACCAUCCCAACCGUGAAGCAUGGAGGUGGAAACAUCAUUCUUUGGGGAUCCUUUUCUGCAAAGGGGACAGGACGACUGCACCGUAUUGAGGGGAGGAUGGAUGGGGCCAUGUAUUGCGAGAUCUUGGCCAACAACCUCCUUCCCUCAGUAAGAGCAUUGAAGAUGGGUCGUGGCUGGGUGUCCAGCAUGACAACGACCCAAAACACACAGCCAGGGCAACUAAGGAGUGGCUCCGUAAGAAGCAUCUCAAGGUCCUGGAGUGACCUAGCCAGUCUCCAGACCUGAACCCAAUAGAACAUCUUUGGAGGGAGCUGAAAGUCUGUAUUGCCCAGCGACAGCCCCGAAACCUGAAGGAUCUGGAGAAGGUCUGUAUGGAGGAGUGGGCCAAAAUCCCUGCUGCAGUGUGUGCAAACCUGGUCAAGAUCUACAGGAAACGUAUGAUCUCUGUAAUUGCAAACAAAUGUUUCUGUACAAAAUAUUAAGUUCUGCUUUUCUGAUGUAUCAAAUACUUAUGUCAUGCAAUAAAAUGCAAAUUAAUUACUUAAAAAUCAUACAAUGUGAUUUUCUGGAUUUUUGUUUUAGAUUCCGUCUCUCACAGUUGAAGUGUACCUAUGAUAAAAAUUACAGACCUCUAAAUGCUUUGUAAGUAGGAAAACAUGCAAAAUCGGCAGUGUAUCAAAUACUUGUUCUCCCCACUGUAGAUGUGAGAAUAGACUGGGUUCAUCACUCCUGUCACAUGAGUCAUCAAAAAUGACAACUGCUUAUAUGCAUGUGCCAAGACCUGACAUAGUCAUCUCUAACAAGACAUUCCUUGGGGGAUUGUUUGAAAGAGAGUGGGUUUCUCUGUGUGUGUGUGUGUGUGUGUGUGUGUGUCUGUGUUUUAUAGAAUGUUUGUUUUCUGGCAGGGAACAAGUAACCACUUUUAUUAGGGAAAAUAUACCAAAGGAUGUCAAUGUCACAGAAAUGGGUUUUCUAUUCUUUAGCCCAAAUGCAUUUUGAGCUGGGCAUUGUGAGCCCCUUUGGAGAGCAGUUCUGCUUGGGGACAGGGCUUCUAGCAGGGAAACACGUUCACUGCUGAAACUCAAACAGAGCAGCCUUUGUUUGUGGAGGAUGCUAAAGGCCUCGUGACCAGAAUGGUGCCACUCCCCUUUUGGAGGGGAGCCCACCACCACUGGGGCGACGCAGGGGGGUGCCAGGGGGUCGGGUCCCCCCCUAUCUAAUUCUCACACAGAGACAAGUGGCCUGGUGACAGAGGCGUGGAUGAUUGAUUACCAGGUCUGCAUCCUGAUUGCUCCUUUAUUAUGUCCAUUAUUCUGUCAGCCAGUCAGGGUGAGGAUGCCGGAGGGGCGUGUCCUCAGGCGGGCUAUGCUACUUGUCAUUGUUUCAUCAGUGCAUUCCUCACCCUAAUUUGGAGCCAUGUUGGUAUCAGCCUACCUAGUCAAUUAUCCAUUAGAAGAUGUAUAUUCCGGAUUUUGUUCCCGGUCCCGACAUGCUGUAUUCAGCUGUCUGUAAUAAGCACACUGUAGUUCUGCUUCUGCAUUCACUUUGUCCCUUGCUGUAUUAGGAUGUGCAUGAAGCAUUGCUCACACAGUCUCUCUUUUAGACUCUUUAAAAGCAGUCGUUCUGCUUUCAUUCCAGGCUGCUGCUCAGCUCCGAUCCACCCCCACUGCUGUAUAUCUGUAUUUUGUUCCUGUUUAACUCCUGCUCCCUCUCUCCUAUCUCUCUGUUUCUCUAUCGCUCUCCUUUAUUAUUACAAUCCCAAACACAUGUGGUCCUCUGUAGCUCAGCUGGUAGAGCACGGCGCUUGUAACGCCAAGGUAGUGGGUUCGAUCCCCGGGACCACCCAUACACAAAAAAAAUAAUAAUAAUGUAUGCACGCGUGACGGUAAGUCGCUUUGGAUAAAAGCAUCUGCUAAAUGGCAUAUUAUUAUUAUAUUAUACAUACUUUCUGUCCCUUACUCUGUCUCACACACAUACUGUAAAGGUUGAUCGAGCUUCACCCAAGACCUGGUGCUGAUCCAUUCCAAACUAUCUCUGCAUGGAACUAAAAUAUGAAUUCUUACAGCUCUGCUUUCUGUUCUCUCUGUCUCUCUCUGUCUCUCUCUCUCUCUGUGCGUGUGUGCAUGCGUGUGUAAGAGAGAAAGAGAGAGAGAAGGAGAGACUUACAACACAAGCCUAGGUCAUACAUUGUGCCAGCUCAACACAACCAGUUCGUGCAACCAUAAACAUUGUGGGAGGACACGUGGUUCCUUAUCAACACAGAACUCACUUGGACAAAGCCUAAUAUUAGCGUGACGCAACAGAGCACAAGGCAGAACAUCAGAUAAUGCUGUGACAGUGACACAUGUUGUGACACUGCCCAAUAUAGCAGAGAGGCAGUCGUCUGUCUCUUUUGGCCAUGGUGGGGGUGAUGGGAUGGCAGGGACGUGGAAGGGGUGAAAUCUUUUGGCUUUUCUUUAGUAUUUGUAGUAUUUCUGUACAGAUGUAGGAUCUUAAUUAGAAAAUAUGAUCCUGCAGUAACAGGAAAUGUGAAUUAUCAAGUCUGAAAUUUAUAUGUGGAAAUUACAAACUUCAGAAGCUUUUUUAAACCUCAAAUACACUACAAGUUUUACAUUUCAUGCAUUACAGGAAAGUUCUCCUGCAACAGGAUAAACAAAUUAAGAUCCUAUAUUUGUAUGUAAUAUGUUAAUAGCACAGUGUUAGCCGAUGCUUCCUGUAAAGAAAGUGGCUUGUAUUUGGCAUCACCGCAGUACCAUACUAACCCUCAUAAGCUCAUUUUUAUAUGGCCAUAUAAAAGCCCAGGCCAUUCUUUGUGCGUUACAUUCUGGUGUCUGGCAUUUAAAGGCUUUUCCUGAAAGACCACUUACUUCACUGUGUUAACUCUGUGAGAAUGAAGAGGAAAUGGACGCGUGUAUAUUAACUAAUGAUGAUUUUUAAAAAUUAUCUUCUAGAGUGAUCGUCUCCUGAUCAAAGGGGCGAAGAUCGUGAACGAUGACCAGUCCUUCUGUGCUGACAUCUACAUGGAGGAUGGCCAGAUCAAGUGAGUUUCACAAUGACACCUCCUGAGGUUCACAGACUCUGCCUCCGAGAUGUUAACUAUCUCUGAACCAUCUUUGUAAUGCAUUAGACCUAACACUGGUCGUUGUUCGGUUUUACAGAGUAGUAUACAGAGUAAAUGCAGUCAUAAUGAUAACUCUAUUACAACUAUCUCUCUCUCACUUUCUGUUCCUUCUCUCUAUCUCUCUUCCUCGAAUUUCAGACAAAUUGGCGAGAACUUGAUAGUGCCCGGUGGGGUGAAGCUCAUUGAUGCCCAUGGGCGCAUGGUUAUGCCAGGGGGUAUCGAUGUGCACACACGCUUCCAGAUGCCCGACAGGGGCAUGACCUCAGUGGACGACUUCUACCAGGGCACCCGCGCCGCCCUGGCAGGGGGCACCACCAUGAUCAGUAUGUACACUACCACCUACCCCCUCUCUCUCUUCCCCUUCUUGAGAGGGAUUGGGAGGGCGCAGUGCCAGCUCCAUCUAUGGCAGCGCCAAGUCCUGAACCUAUAAAGACCCAUCUAUUACAGUGUUAGGCUAGCGUGCCACCAGGUGCUGCUGAAUGUAGUGAAAAGUGGACUAGGGAGAACAUUCAAAACCUUUUGCAACUUGUUUAUCCACUCUCCUCGUAAUUCCUCAGUAAUAGCGUGGCCUGCCUGUAGCAUUCAUAGAGAUUAGAUGCCUUAGCACUAUGCCAUCUGAAGUAAAGGUCCUCUCCCCUCCUCAGCAGUCACACAGACUCCUGGAGAGUUAGAUGGCUUUGUCCCAUCAUGCAGAAUGCUGACUCCUGCUGACAGCACUGCAGAGUCCACAGAUCCAGCUAUGUAAAUGGAUCACACAUCUCACAGCAGUACAGUACACCCUGAUGGAAAAAACAAUGAUGCAAGACCCAGACGUAGCCAUUUAAUCUGAGCUACUUUAUAUAAUAAUUGAAAGCACCCCUAACAAUAAGAAGGAAUAUUUUUGGACCAAUUUGCUAAAUAAUUGUAUGUGUGUGUCCACUAGUUGACCAUGUGGUUCCGGAACCCGGGGCCAGCUUGCUGUCAGCCUUUGAGCAGUGGCGUGAGUGGGCGGACAGCAAGUCCUGUUGUGACUACUCCCUGCAUGUGGACAUCACUGAGUGGCACAAGGGAGUCCAGGAGGAGAUGGAGGCCCUCGUCAAGGACCACGGUAUUGCCACACCCAGUACAUAUGACAUCAUAUAGUAGGUUAAGAUUAGUUGUGUUCAUGUUUUCUCUUUCUGUAUGGUUGUUACAUUUCCCAAAGAUUGGUUUAAAUGUGUAUGUUUGUUCAGACUAGUUGGGUCUCUGAAUCUGUUUCUUCUACAACCGUUAUUGGUCUCUUCCGCUCUCUUUGUUUCUCUUUCCCACUCCCUGUACCUUCCUUUGACACGCCCUCUCUUUCCUCAGGUGUCAACUCUUUCCUUGUCUAUCUGGCUUAUAAGGAUGUUUUCCAGCUUACUGACUCUCAGGUAUGACUUCCUUUAUCAUACGGUAGCUUUUUUGAUGUUGGCUCCCUGUUUAUCUCACAGGAAACACACAACGAUUGCUACCAUCACAAAGAACAUUAACGGUUAUAAUAAUCUUUAAGAAUAUAGUAUGAAAGGAAUUCACCUUCUUUCGCACCUCAUUAACUGUACUAUUAAAAGGUAUGUGGCAAAAUCAUACUGAAUGCUUAAUAAAUUGCACCGUAUGACAUCAUAUACUCUAGCUCUUAGAUCCAGAUGCUUCCCAUGGUCUGCUCUGCUCUUGGCUGAGGGCUGUGGGCUGAGUUGGAGGAGGCUGAGGCACUAAUUGUCUGUGUGGGUCUCCAGAGGGACACAAUGCACCAGUCCAUGUCUCUGUCUCUGGUAAAACAGAUUAAUCUUGGACGCGAGGCUCCUUUGAAAACAGCCCGUUUUGGUCUUUGCACCUGUAUGAGGAAUGCAUGGAGGCUGCCCGGGCCAGAGCAUUACACUCUAAUUUGUGCAGAUCUCCAAAGGAAAACUAUGAUAGCUCUUUAUUUAUUUCUGGCUGUUGGGGAGACGAUGACUCAUACAAGACUCAUACAUCAGUCAUACAUCAGUAACUGGUUUUACCACUGAUGCAUCUGAGAGUGUAUGAGUUUUACAUACUGUAUGAAAUUAACUUUACUCAAUUAACUUUACAAAACGAUGACUAGAUGCCAAGUUUGUCUGUGUGUCUGUUCUAUGAUCCAUCUGUGGUUGUCUGACGAUGCUGGCGUGGUUAUUUCCUGUAGGUCUAUGAGGUGUUCAGUGUGAUCCGGGAUCUGGGGGCCAUCGCUCAGGUCCAUGCUGAGAACGGAGACAUCGUGGCUGAGGUAAGACCUGGGGCUAACAAUACACCAUUUACCGGACUAUCAAAACCCUAUUUACUAUACCUAACACUGGACAAUUAUAAAAUAUACCUGUUCCUUCCAAUAAGGAGCAGCGUCGUAUUCUGGAGCAGGGAAUCACUGGACCUGAGGGACAUGUCUUGAGCCGUCCUGAAGAGGUAUGAUGCAUCAGCAUUUGACUUCAGAGUUCCUACCUAUUUCUGUUUUUAUCUUCCCUUUAUGUUUCCAAAAUGUGUCCUUGCAUGGUCAUCUUGACCUCUGAACCCUGGGUGUCUAUUUCAGGUGGAGGCGGAGGCUGUCAACCGCUCUGUGACAGUAGCCAAUCAGACUAACUGUCCCCUCUACAUCACCAAGGUGAUGAGCAAGAGUGCUGCUGAUGUCAUCGCUCAGGCCAGGAAGAAGGGUGAGACACUGUUGCUAGGAUGUUUGCUAGGGUACAAACAUACAGAAAGAUGAACGGAAGAUGCACAUAUGUGAACCAAAAGAAGGGAGAGGCACCAUAUUGUUUACAUCAAUAUCAUCAUUUAAAUCUGUAAUCACAUCAUGUCUCUGAUUGGCCUUGCAGGUACUGUGGUGUACGGGGAGCCAAUCACUGCCAGCCUGGGUACAGACGGCUCACACUAUUGGAGCAAGAACUGGGCCAAGGCAGCCGCCUUCAUCACAUCCCCGCCCCUCAGCCCAGACCCGACCACGCCCGACUAUCUCAGCUCCCUGCUCUCCUGGUGAGAGCACUAACUCAAUGCCUUGACACUACCAAGCCGUGUCUUCUGUCUGGGUUUUCCGUUUCGUCUUACAUUGUUUGUUUUUUAAAAUCCCAGCCCCCGUUCCCACACAAAGCCUUUUGCCUCUUGCCAGGACGUCAUUGUAAAUAAGAAUUUGUUCUUAAUUGACUUGCCUGGUUAAAUAAAGGUUAAAUUAAAUAUAAACUGGAUUGGACUAUAAGGACAAAUACCCAUGUUAAUGAUGUAAACUGUUAUCAUGGUAACAAAAUAAAAUAGGACAAUCAUCCCAAUCUGACCCCAGGUGGCACAGUCUCAGUUUGCUCCCCUCAAUGUCUCCUCUCCCAUCCUAACCUCUUGCCCUGUUCCCUCCUCUCCAGUGGGGACCUGCAGGUGACUGGCAGUGCCCACUGCACCUUCAACACUGCCCAGCGUGCCGUGGGCAAAGACGACUUCACUCUCAUCCCUGAGGGUACCAACGGCACUGAGGAGAGAAUGUCCCUCAUCUGGGACAAGUGUGUGGUGAGAGAUUAAUACAUACUAUAUACUAUAUACUAUUCAAUACAGUCACAUAUUCUCACAUACAGUACUUACAGUGGAACAUACUGACAUGUAGAUCAAAUCAAAUCCAAUUUUAUUUGCCACAUGCGCCGAAUACAACAGGUGUAGACAUUACAGUGAAAUGCUUACUUACAAGCCCUUAACCAAAGUAAAAAAUAAUUUUAAAAAGUGUUAAGCAAAAAAUUUUUAAGCAAAUAACUAAAGAGCAGUAGUAAAAUAAAAUAACAGUAGGGAGGCUAUAUGCAGGGGGGUACCGGUGCAGAGUCAAUGUGCGUGGGCACCGGCUAGUCGAGGUAAUAUGUACAUGUGGGUAGAGUUAAAGUGACUAUGCAUAAAUAAUAAACAGAGUAGCAGCAGAGUAAAAAAGGGGGACGGGGUGGGGGUGGGGGGGCAGUGUAAAUUGUCCGGGUAGCCAUGAUUAGCUGUUCAGGAGUCUUAUGGCUUGGGGGUAGAAGCUGUUGAGAAGCCUUUUGGACCUAGACUUGGCGCUCCGGUACCGCUUUCCGUGCGGUAGCAGAGAGAACAGUCUAUGACUAGGGUGGCUGGAGUCUUUGACAAUUUUGAGGGCCUUCCUCUGACACCGCCUGGUAUAGAGGUCCUGGAUGACAGGAAGCUUGGCCCCAGUGAUGUACUGGGCCGUACGCACUACCCUCUGUAGUGCCUUACGGUCGGAGGCCGAGCAGUUGCCAUACCAGGCGGUGAUGCAACCAGUCAGGAUGCUCUCGAUGGUGCAGCUGUAGAACCUUUUGAGGAUCUGAGGACCCAUGCCAAAUGUUUUCAGUCUCCUGAGGGGGAAUAGGCUUUGUCGUGCCCUCUUCACAACUGUCUUGGUGUGUUUGGACCAUGAUAGUUCGUUGGUGAUGUGGACACCAAGGAACUUGAAGCUCUCAACCUGUUCCACUACAGCCCUGUCGAUGAGAAUGGGGACGUGCUCACUCCUCUUUUUUUUCCUGUAGUCCACAAUCAUCUCCUUUGUCUUGAACACGUUGAGGGAGAGGUUGUUGUCCUGGCACCACACGGCCAGGUCUCUGACCUCCUCCCUAUAGGCUGUCUCAUCGUUGUCGGUGAUCAGGCCUACCACUGUUGUGUCGUCUGCAAACUUAAUGAAGGUGUUGGAGUCGUGCCUGGCCAUGCAGUCAUGGGUGAACAGGGAGUACAGGAGGGGACUGAGCAUGCACCCCUGAGGGGCCCCCGUGUAGAGGGUCAGCGUGGCAGAUGUGUUGUUACCUACCCUUACCACCUGGGGGCGGCCCGUCAUGAAGUCCAGGAUCCAGUUGCAGAGGGAGGUGUUUAGUCCCAGGAUCCUUAGCUUAGUGAUGAGCUUUGAGGGCACUAUGGUGUUGAACGCUGAGCUGUAGUCAAUGAAUAGCAUUCUCACGUAGGUGUUCCUCUUGUCCAGGUGGGAAAGGGCAGUGUGGAGUGCAAUUGAGAUUGCAUCAUCUGUGGAUCUGUUGGGGCUGUAUGCAAACUGGAGUGGGUCUAGGGUUUCUGGGAUAAUGGUGUUGAUGUGAACCAUGACCAGCCUUUCAAAGCACUUCAUGGCUACAGACGUAAGUGCUACGUGUCGGUAGUCAUUUAGGCAGGUUAUCUUAGUGUCUUUGGGCACAGGGACUAUGGUGGUCUGCUUGAAACAUGUUGGUAGUACAGACUCAGUCAGGGACAUGUUGAAAAUGUCAGUGAAGACACUUGCCAUUUGGUCAGCACAUGCUCGGAGUACACGUCCUGGUAAUCCAUCUGGCCCUGCGGCCUUGUGAAUGUUGACCUGCUUAAAAGUCUUACUCACAUCGGCUACGGAGAGCAUGUUCACAGAGUCAUCCGGAACAGCUGGUGCUCUCAUGCAUGCUUCAGUGUUGCUUGCCUCGAAGCGAGCAUAGAAGUGAUUUAGCUCGUCUUGUAGGCUUGUGUCACUGGGCAGCUCGCGGCUGUGCUUCCCUUCCCUGUAGUCUGUAAUAGUUUAAGCCCUGCCACAUCCGAUGAGCGUCAGAGCCGGUGUAGUACGAUUCAAUCUUAGUCCUGUAUUGACUCUUUGCCUGUUUUGAUGGUUCGUCGGAGGGCAUAGCGGGAUUUCUUAUAAUCGUCCGGGUUAGAGUCCCGCUCCUUGAAAGCGGCAGCUCUAGCCUUUAGCUCAGUGCGGAUGUUGCCUGUAAUCCAUGGCUUCUGGUUGGGGUACGUACGGUCACUGUGGGGAUGACGUCAUCGAAGCACUUAUUGAUGAAGCCAGUGACUGAUGUGGCGUACUCCUCAAUGCUAUCUGAAGAAUCCCGGAACAUAUUCCAGUCUGUGCUAGCAAAACAGUCCUGUAGCUUAGCAUCUGCGUCAUCUGACCACUUUUUUAUUAACCGAGUCACUGGUUCUUCCUGCUUUAGUUUUUGCUUAUAAGCAGGAAUCAGGAGGAUAGAGUUAUGGUCAGAUUUGCCAAAUGGAGGGCAAGGGAGAGCUUUGUAUGCGUCUCUGUGUGUGGAGUAAAGGUGGUCUAGAGUUUUUUUUCCUCUAGACCAGAAGCUCUUUUUGGUCAUAACAGACUGUGGCAGAAUCAUUAUGUACAGAAUAAAUUAGAAUUAACGCCAAUAAACACACAUAAUAGUAUAAUUGGUUAGAGGACUGUAAAAACAGCAGCCAUCUUCUCCGGCGCCAUUAUGUUUUUACAUGUAGUGUACAAUAUGUGUAUUUGUAUACAUAUUUACCUCAUACACUCACAUGUCCUAACAACACAAAGUUAAGCGCUUGGUCUCUGUUAACCGCCUGGUCUUCGGCCAGUCUCAACACUGCUAAGCUCUUCAACCUCACACACUCACAUGUUCUAACAACACAAAGUUAACCGCCUGGUCUCUGUUAACCGCCUGGUCUCUGCCCGGUCUCAACACUGCUAAGAUCUUCAACCUCACACACUCACAUGUCCUAACAACACAAAGUUAACCACCUGGUCUCUGUUUUCACCUGGCCCAUCCAGGUGACAGGUAAAAUGGAUGAGAACCAGUUUGUGGCGGUCACCAGCACCAAUGCUGCUAAGAUCUUCAACCUGUACCCCCGUAAGGGCCGCAUCGCUGUGGGCUCUGACGCUGACCUGGUGCUCUGGGACCCAGACGUCAUCAAGAUCAUCUCAGCCAAGAGCCACAACUCGGUCAGUCAGUUACACACUCACUAUGCACAAAUACUGUACCGUCAGAAAGGCACAAUCUACUGUAUAUCCAGCCAUAUGGUAUUCCACAUGUGGGAUUACCCUACAGAUUCAUCUUUGGGAAAAUGCCACAAAAUAAAUAGUUAGUCUUUGAACAUUCAAGUGAACAUAAUAGGUUAAAUUGUAAUAGUUAUAUGAAAUGACUCUCCACAUAUGGGCCCCGUGUAGCUCAGUUGGUAGAGCAUGGCGCUUGCAACGCCAGGGUUGUGGGUUCGAUUCCCACGGGGGGCCAGUAUGAAAAAAAAAAUAUAUAUAUAUAUAUAUAUGUAUGCACUAACCGACUGUAAGUUGCUCUGGAUAAGAACGUCUGCUAAAUGACUAAAAUGUAAAAAAUGUGAUUGGUUGGGUUCCCCAGCACUAGGGCGUGGGCCUUAUGUUGACUCAGGGGAGUGAUGUCAUCCUCAAACUCUGCCAGAGGACUGAAACAUCUAAUUUCUGAUUGUUAGCAGGCAAAUCACACUGUUUAUGUGUCUGUAUGUGCCAGUCUUUAUGCAUGUGUGUGUGUUUUUGUAAUCUAAUUGCUCUAGCUCUCUGUGUUCUAUGGUUUCUUUCUUUCUGUUUGGUCAGGAAAUAGACUAAUGUAAAUGGAGAAAAUUGGUCAUUCAGAGAGAGUGGUGUGUGCGUGCAUGUGAGGGGGGACGUCCAGCCUCCGGGUGACCUCAUGCUGUUUCUAAGCCCUGUGGAGCCCACCAGAUUGCCUAGUCAGCCGGUAGCUUUUAGGAGGGUAGUCACACUGCUCUCCACUGCACACACCCUGUUGUAACUGCCUUGUAACACUCUGCUCCUCGCUGCCUGGCUAAAUCAAUGGUCUGUUGUCUGGAGAGACUCAAAUCUCACCAUCACAUCAAUGAUGCUCUCUCUAGAAGGGUUUUCAAUUGCCAUUUAUCUAACCAUUGAAAAACACAUAGGGAACUGUUAAUGAUUUGAACAUUGGCCCACUAUAAAACAACUCCUCCACUGGCACAGGAUGGAGAGGGAGGGAGGUCCACCACACUAGUGCUAAACACCAAUCAACUCACACAAAUCAUAAGAGGCUGAUUGAUAUAUGGAAAUAUUGGUCUGAUCCAAAACAUUAUCUACUGUACUACAUUGCCUCUCCUCCUUUCUCCCCCUGUCGCUCUUCCAGAAUGUGGAGUACAACAUAUUUGAGGGUGUGGAGGUGCGUGGCGCGCCCCUGGUAGUGAUCAGCCAGGGUAAGAUCGUCCUGGAGGAGGGGAACCUCCACACCACCGAGGGGUGCGGCCGCUUCGUGGGCCGGAAGCCCUUCUCUGACUACGUCUACAAGAGGAUAAGGGCUCGCAGCAGGGUAGGGCACUGUUAUGGAACUGUGUCAUUCUAGGCUGUGUUGUGCGUUGUUGUGUUUUAUUUCCAGCUUGAGUGUUACUGAUGUAUCUAAGGGAGUGGGUUACAGUUUUUGUUGUGACCCUGUAUUAUUUUAAGUUGUUGUUUCAUAAUAAGAUGAGGUUGUUUGCUAACAAGUUGGAUGUUGCAUUCCACUAUCAGUAGGUUUAGGUUGUUUGAUCUUGACUCUUGAUUCUGCCUCCUCCCUGUUCUCCAGCUGGCUGAGCUGAGGGGUGUUCCCCGAGGUCUCUAUGACGGGCCUGUCUGUGAGGUGUCACUCACACCCAAAACUAUGACUCCUGCCUCUUCUGCCAAGACCUCUCCAGCCAAACAGGCAGCAGCCGGCGCCCAGCCUGUCCGCAACCUGCACCAGUCAGGGUUCAGCCUAUCUGGUGAGGAACACUGGGGUGGAUCCAUGGAUCCAUUCACUAGAGAUACAGUAUCUGUCAUUAUAUCUCAAUCAAUCAAAUGUAUUUAUAAAGCCCUUUUGACAUCAGCAGAUGCCACAAAGUGCUUAUACAGAAACCCAGCCUAAAACCCCAAAUCCCAAAUGCAGAUGUAGAAGCAUGGUGCAUAGGAAAAACUCUCUAGAAAGGCAUGAACCUAGGAAGAAACCUAGAGAGGAACCAGGCUCUGAGGGGUGGCCAGUCCUCUUCUGGCUGUUUCAGGUGGAGAUUAUAAGAGUACAUGGCCAUUAAGGCCAGAUCGUUCUUCAAGAUCUUCAAACGUUCAUAGAUGACCAGCAGGGUCACAUAAUAGUUGCGCACUAUCAUAGUUUUGAUGAUAAACUUCUUCAUAACAAUGAAAAGGUCAUAAUCCAGUGAAAAAAUGUAUGCACUCACUUAACUGUAAGUCGCUCUGGAUCAGAGCGUCUGCUAAAUGACUAAAAUGUAAAAUGUAAAUAUUGACAUCCUCCUCUUCUUCUGUACUUGUAGGUGCUCAGGUUGAUGACAACCUUCCUCGACGUAACACCCAGCGCAUCGUGGCGCCACCUGGUGGCAGGGCCAACAUCACCAACCUGGGUUAACCACUCCCAUUGGCCACCAGGGGAAACGAGGGCUUGAGGGGAGGGGCAUCAGGGACUAGGGGCCAUUCCACCAGGAGCCAAACCCUCUAGCUACAGUACCUGACCAAGUCUCCCCUCCUCAAUCUCUCAACCCCUCUCCCGUUCCCUACAUCUCUCCCCCACUCUUUCCCCCCAACCCCCAAACACCCCACCCUAGAGGAGACACCUAUAAAAAUGAUUUGCCUCAUUUGAAGAAGAAAAUAGAAAAAACAACACUCCUUAUAUGACUGUAUUAUUUAGUGUUUUAUACUGUACUUUCUACCUGCCAUGUAUCAUUUAGUUUAGUUUUUUAUUUUCAUGUUAUAAUAGAGGGGUGAAGGGAGACUAGACUGAGCAGUUUUAACACGGCCAGAAGGUCAAGACAGUGCUUGUGACAUUUGCAUAGAGGAAGUCCAUUUGGCCCCUCUUUUUUUAUUUUGGAUGUAUGGUAAAUGAAGUAUGGAAUCACAAGGGGAGCAUGUUGUACUUGUGCUUUACCUUAAGAUAAUAGACGGGUUGGUUGUUUAGUAACAAAACCGACGUGUGUGCAACUAUGGGGCAAAACAGACAGUGUUGGCUUAGACUGUUGACAACAUGUAAACUAUAUUUAGUCUCCAAAUGUUUAUUGAAAACAUAAAUGAAUUUGCACAAUGAGCAUUUGUCUCUCAAAUACAUUGUUACAGUUGUAAGGUUAGCUAGCUUGCGAAUUUGAGCCAUAUUAGCAUAGACACCUCAAAAACAAGACAUGGUAUCAAUAACAAGAUUCAACGAGCUGAAACGAGCCACCUACUAUUCCCCACAUGGCAGCUUCUUGUCAUUUUUGCUAGCUAUCUGACCGUUCAGAAUCAUAACAAUGCACGCCUUCCUGCCACAUUGAUGUGCAUAUCACUUCCGUGACGUUGUCGGCCAACCCGUCUAUGGGCACAUCAGAUUAGUUGCGCUAACAUUGUGUAGUGAACAUGAAGAAGCUAAUAUGCUUUCCUCAAUUGAUAUGUUCACUGUCUGUCUCUGGUUUGUCAGCUUUAUACAGCUUUGCCCUCUAGUGUGAUUUUCAUCUCCUCCAUACUGUUAAGAUCAGUACAGCACUGGCUAUGAUCAACACCAUUUAUUGACUUGUAACCAUAAGAAAAACGAUUAUGAGACUGUAAAACAGUCCAUUGUUAUCGUUUGAAAAUCACUGCAAGCUGGUAGUAAGCUAUCCUCGUCCCCAGGCUACGUAAUGAUACAUGAGAUUAGUAUAAGCCAAACCACUAUAGUGUUUGAAACCUUAGAGGAACUUGUCACAGGUGCUCACCUCAUGUCAUCCCACCAGUAGCUUUGUUAGGUUCUAGAUGUAAUAAAAAAAACAUGGUCCAUAUUUGGAAGCUGCUUGUGAAAAGGGAAAGUCCAGUAGAGUAGGAGAAGGUGUUGGCGGGCGGUGAAUAGAGCGCUGUAUUACGUCUCCCAGGGAGAGGCCAUCAUGGAACUUAAAUGUCCAUGAGAGGAGAUGUGACUCAAAGUUAGGAUGUUGGGAGGAGUGUAGCCGGGUGGCAGGGAAGGAAGGAAGAUGUUGGUCAGAAUACUAGGGAAUGCCCAAUUUUUCAUAGCCUCAUUCAAUUCAGCCUCUUAGCAAGAUGGUGCCACACUCCUUGUACUCAGCUAAGCUGUAGUACAGUAUGUGUCCACUGCCCAUAUACCUGGCCUAAAGGGUAUUGUGACCCCUCACUGUUAUGGGAUCUUUGAGAUUCAUACACCAUUUAAUUGACAGUGUUGCAGGUAGCAUCCCCCCCCACUGUUCUAGAAUGUUCCAGUACCAACCAGUGCAUUUAGAAGACUGAAUGUCUUUCUGCUCCCUGCCUCCACUUUUCUAUUCAUCCACUCCCUGUUUCCCUUUUAACUCUUUAUGUGCCUGAACCCAUAGAAGUUGUACUGAUAGUUAGAUUUUUAUUAUUCUUAUUGUGGUAAGAGAAGGAUGUAAGAUAAAAAUGUAAAAUAGCCAGUGUUAACCGAUACAAAGGUGCCAUAUUUUGUUCUUUGGUAUUCCACUGGUAGUGCUCCUGUAAAAAUAUCUAUGCUUAAUAUGUUGAAAGUGUUUGAAUGUUUUAGGGUUUUUAACCGUACUUGUUUCUGCUAUGUAGUGUCAUUCUGUACUUAGUGGCCUAAGGCUGAACACUAUUAAUUUGAGCUUGAAAGUAGACAUGGAGUAAUGUAUUUCUAACUAGUGUGCAGUGUUAUGUUGUGAGGGAUGGGGCAAACACACACACACAGGUCUCAGUGCACCACUCCUUUGGGCUCAGACCUGGAGCGACAGUAAUGGUCCUUCGCUCUCGCUCAUUUUGCACGGUCUGGUUUUCAUUAAGGCAAAGCAGUCCUCCAGCUGUUUUUCUUCCUUCACUCGCAUGUCGGUGAGAUCUUGGCCUAAAAGUUGCCGUUCUGCAGUGUUCACCUUUUCCUCUCCAUGACUCAACACCAAGCAAAACACUCACUCACACUGUUACGCACACACAGACACACACAGUUGCACGCAUGCACUCACGGAACAAGUGGUGUCUGUAUGUCCUUCCAGCACUGUGCUGUGGUUUAGACCUUUGGUUUUCAUGGCCGUGUUAAGUUCUCGUAGGAAGCCCUUAAAAGGUAGUCUCUUUCAGGGUAGUAACAGUAUCUGUGUUUAAGGAAUCCAUAGCAGGGAAAUUAAAAGUUUGACACUUCAGUGUGACCGCCUACAGGGAAUGAGAUGAGACAGGGAUGGGAGGGAGGUCUGCUUGUUAGUGUUCAAUCACUCAGGUGGCAGGGUUCAGGCCACUCCAGUGCUUAUACUCCAACAAAACUGUAAAAUCUGCCAUGUGAGAUUAGGGCUAGGACAAGUCUUCGUCCUCACAUGUGUAGAGUACAUGGCUGAGCAAAAACUCUCUUUAGUCUACCUUUGCCUCCUCUCUUUUGUAUCAUUCUCAUUGAGAUAUUAUGGUCAUCAUGUUUAUGAUUUUGAUAUUAUUAUCAUGAUUAUUGUUGUCAUUAUUAUUUUUACUAUGAUCACUAACAAUAUUUAAGAUCUUUGAUUCUCCAGUUGUUCUUCUCGAUCCCAUGGAAAACGCUGGCCGGUGUAUUGGCAUCUUUUCAGCAUGAGUCUCCUAGUUGCUUGCUUGGUGUUGGAAUGCAUAUCUCUCAAACAGAGGGUGACGCAGAAUUAAAAUGAUUCAUCCCUCUAUUCCCAUAGACUUGACUUUUUUCACUCUGAUUUGGGGGAGGGGGUAAAGAGGGGGCUGCCGAAGCACAAAUACAUUUUGGCAGCCAGGAGUGCAUGAGUCCUCCUGAGACUAAAAGUAUGUCUUUGCUUGUUUCCACCCCGCUCUUCCUCUCUCUUUUGCUUUCUUUCUCUCUCUCUGGCUCUUCCAUUGUUUCCCCGUUGCCUUGACUACGAGGCCCUCCAGGCCCCACUUUUUGUUUGUCAUGGCAACACUUGUCAGAUUGUAAGUUACCCAUAGUAACCCCUCUAGACCUGGUGCUAUUAGAAUAACAUUGUGUCCGUGGCAGAUUAGCUGUAUGGAAGCCAUGCACACUAUAGAUCUCCCUCCUCUCUCUCUCACACACACACACACACUCGUUUUCUUCAAUGAACUGUUGUUGCAGACUUCACCUGGUUUUAGUGUCACCAUUUGUAUAUAAGCUUUUGGCUUGUUGGGUGGGAUCCACAUGCUUCUUCUGACCCAUGAUUCGUGGGCCCUGAAUUGCGUAAUUGAGAGGGAGCCACAAGCUUCACAUGAUAGCAAUUACCCAGUGCUCCUCUACAAGGCCACAUAUAUCUACCCACUGGGCACACACUGAUUGAAUCAACGUUGUUUCUACAUAAUUUCAAUAAAAUUACGCUGAACCAACGUGGAAUAGACGUUGAAUUGACGACUGUGCCCAGUGGGUACCAUGCACCCAGCGCUGUCUGUAGCUGUGGUGGAGCACGAUGCCUAAAGCAUUGACUCAGAUAUUAUAAACCAGCUGGCGCCACCAUCGUGUCCCCUCAAUACACACACACAAACACACACACACACACACACAAUCCUUCUUCUUGCUCUGUCAGUUUGGAUGUUAUUCUAUGCCACGCUAAUAUGUGAUGUAAGCGAAACGCAGAUUGAGAGAAGAGCUUUAGGUUUGAGGUUGCUAAUGCUGUUAAAAUCCCACCCGCACCCCUGUCCUCCCCCCUCCACCUAACCCCCUCCCAUUGUGAAAGUAACUGUGUGAUGGUGUUUGUCUUGAUGGCUGUGGGGUUUUGAGGAUGCUUGCUCUCUAUGGAAAGUGUCAAAUCCCAUGGAUGGUGAUGUAAAAACAAUGAUUUCAAAGAAUUAAAGUAAAAAACGAAACAAAGCUCAGCCUCUAGCUUUUUGUGAGUGUGAGAGUGAAUGUUGUCUGUUGACCUUAGGAGGUAGAAUGGGUUCCCUCCCUCCUCUCCUCACCUGUGGUAAUAUCAGUUUGUUUAAUGGUCACAUCACAUGGCCACUGAUCAUGUUUCAUAGGAACAUUUGAUUUGGCAGUGUUUAAGUUUAGCCCUAGUGAUCUGUGUAUUAAGGUUACUGAGAAUAUCAAUGUCUUUGAGUAGGAAAGACCAUAUAAAUAUGAAUAUUAAGGCUAAGCAUCCAAAUCAGUCAAACAAUUCCAAACAAUUCCACUGUAAAUUAUAUACAUAAACAUUACUGAAUGGUCAAUACUCUUCAAUGGUGCCUCUACUUAUUCAGCUCAUGUACUGUAGGCUACUGUACAACUCUUGAAAUCCCCACAGGAAAUAAUGGGCAGCACAGUCCUUUGAGCGCAAGUACACUCUCAUGACACAAGAUGGCAGUAUGUCCCCUAGUCUGUUUACAGGAGUAAAGGGAGACGGCAACAAUCUAUAGACAGCAAGGAAAUAAAGGGUUAGAGAGGCAGGAAUAAGUGUACCUAGCGCAAAGUAUUACGUAAGAGCCAUUUUGAUAGGAAAGGAAAUGUGUUGAGUUUAUGUUUACAGAAACCCUUUUUUAUUUGUUUAUUGUGACACCUGUGGUUACCAGGUUUAAGAUAGAGAUAUUCAUCUCAAUCCACCGCACCACCGCACACUUCCACAUCUGCGUUGAAAGGUGACAGAGCUAGAGCGGUGUUUGUCAGACCAUGAGACAUCCCGAAAAUCAGCCUUCUCACAAAAUCGUCUGUAGAGUCCAAACGGUUUGGCCUAAAAACUAUGAUCCCUCUAUGGAAAGAUGAGACUCUCACAAACACGAUGGUGUUCUCUGUUCUGCUCUACGACCCCAAGCCUCUUGGACUCGUCUGAAGUCGGUACAGCCGAUCUGCCAACUUCUGUGUGUUGCGUCCGGACAGUUUGGGCUACACACUAAUAUGACCCCUCUGUGGAAAGGUGAGCCCCUCACGAACACGUACAUGUUGGUUGUUUUGCUCUAGGACUCGUCUGAAGGUACCCCGGUACCAGUUAAAUAUUUAAUGGAAGGAUGUAUGGAGACUAUUUAGUGACAAAAAUAAGGGUUAAAUACAUGUAAAAAAAAACAAAAAAAAACUUUCUUGAUCUUUCUUCUAUCUCUCAGAUAUAGGAUAGACACUUCAGAACACACUUCCUUUAGAUACUUUUUUGGAACUAUAUGUUGUUCUGUGUAGUGAAUCUGUUAUUCAAUGUGUUUGUAUGGGCUAAUGGCAGUAAAGCCAAAUAAAAAAUUCACCAAAUAAAUUUUGUAUGUAUUUUUUUGUUACUUCAAGGGGUCUUAAAAUUCAAAAUCAAAUAGCAAAAUGAUCCUGGGUAUGACCUUCUUAAAAAAAUUCUAAAUAGCUUAGUUCCUCAGCGUACACAUCUCCGAGGAGCUGAAAUGGUCAAACCACACAGACACCGUGGUGAAGAAAGCACGAAAGCGACUCUUUAACCUCAGGAGGCUGAAGAAAUUCGGCCAUCUCCACAAAGGCCCUCAGUGUUCUACAGGAGAACCAUCGAGAGCAUACUGUCGGGCUGCAUCACAGCCUGGUACGGCAACUCCACCGCCGCUGACCGCAAGGCUCUACAGAGGGUGGUACUCUCAGCCGAACGCACCUUUGGGUGCACACUGCCUGCCCUCCAGGACACCUACAGGAAGGCCAAGAAGAUCAUCAGGGACCUCAGCCACCAGAGCCACGGCCUGAUCUCCCUGCUUCCAUCACUCAGAAGCGGGCAGUAUAGGAAAAAAAAAACUGGCAGACUGGCCAACAGCUUUAACCCCCCAGACCAUCAGGCUGCUCAAUAGCCACCACUAGUCAGCUACCUGCUUCCCCUGUCCACCUCCUGCCCCCCGGACUUCAUUUUUGGGAUGUCUAAUGGUUUGACAAACACUGCUGUAGCUCUGCCACCUUCCACGGCAGAUGCGGAUGGCCGACAUCGGCGGAUGCGGUGAAUUGAGACGCAACCUAUCCAAAAAAUAUAUCUCUAGCUUUAACAUACAUAUUUUUAUGAGGAUUUUUUUAUUAUGCUGAUUAGAUUUCCGUGGGGCACGGACAUCGAUUCUAGGAGGUUAAGUUUUACAGCACCAAAGUUAUGCGACUGUUCUCAGAAAUCAGCAUAUAUCUGAUUCUGACAGCUGACACUGUCCUUCAUUUGGCCAACGUGAUAACGUUCCAGAGAGCAGUCAGCUCAGCGGUGCUGUAGAACUCAGUGCACUAAUCACAGCAGAACAGAUAUCAUGGAAACUCAUUUGUGCAUUAGCUAGAACCAGAGGCGCAACUUUCACUGGGGACGAGGGGACAUGACGCCCCCACAUUCUGAAAUUGCAUUUUUGUCCCCCACAGUUUUAUCAUUGCACUGUGAUACAAAACACAGCAUCGGGGUGCUUUAGGACCAUGCUGACGCCUCAGAACGGUCGGGUAGGCUGUUUUCCAGUUUUAGAUGGCUGGAUUGAGGACACCACAGAAAAUGCGGACAGGCUGUGUGAAGGCAAAGCUUCUGAAAGGCUGGUGUAUAGGACCAGCACAGGUGAGAUGAACAGAGGCAGCUGCUGUCUGUGUUGUGCUUUUUCUCAGAGUUGUAA